CCCUUCCACACUCAGACUGCAACCAAAACAACACUCCACAUUCUCAGGAACAGGCGUUCCGAAGGCACAUUCUGGGGGAAGAGAGACACGGCGACAACAUAAUCUGUAUCUAUCAUUCAAGGGGAUGUUUAAUUUAAAGUGGACCCACUCCAUGGAAUACUAAUUAGCCAAGCUUAGGGUAUUAGCCUCAGUCCUGUAGAUACGGUCUUCCUUGUUCUGAAAAAUCUGUUUGAUGUCUGUAGCUGGGUCUUUUAUACCCGUAUUUCAAAUUAACGUCAGUCAAGGAAAAUAGGCUGCAUGAAUAAAAGAGCAUGGAUUUCAUAGGACACAUUAGGUUGAUUAUUAUCUAUAAAUUAUGAUUAAAAUGGACGAAGAUGAGAAUGAUGAUGAUAAUGUGUGGAAUGCAUCGGCUGUUAUUCUGGACAUCGACUCAGGAUCCUGGGCGGACCGCUCACCCCUCCACGAUGCUGCAAGUCAGGGCCGCCUCCUGGCUCUUAGGACCCUCAUUUUACAGGGUCACAGUGUGAAUGUUCUGACCAUAGACCAUGUGACACCCCUUCAUGAGGCCUGUGUUGGAGACCAUGGCGCCUGUGCCAGAGCUCUCAUUAAUGCAGGGGCAAAUGUCAAUGCCUCUACAAUUGAUGGAGUCACCCCUCUGUUCAAUGCCUGUACAGUGGGCAGUGUGGCAUGCACUGAAAUUCUUUUGGAAAAUGGAGCAAAACCUCAGAGCCUUGUAUACCACCCCUCACCGAUCCAUGAAGCUACAAGCAAAGGUCAUUACGGUUGUGUGGAGGCUCUGGUGACUUGGGGGGCAGAUGUGGACAUGGACAUUCCUCACCUGGGCACAGCGCUCUAUACGGCCUGCGUCUGCCAAGAGCUGGAGUGUGCCAGGAAACUCCUGAGGGAAGGUGCAAAUGUACAGAAAGGCAAAUCCCUGGAUUCACCCUUACAUGCGGCUGCAGAAAAAGACUCCACAGCUGUGGUGAAGCUGCUGCUGGACUUCGGUGCAGACAUUAAUGCAAGGAACACAGAGUUUCAGAGGCCAGUAGACGUGGCUCCACCCAGCAGUCUAACAGAGGGCUUCCUACUGCUCUAUGAAGCUACACCACGACUGCUGAGCCAGCUGUGUCGUCAGUGCAUCAGGAACUGCGUCGGCCGUGACAGACUCCACCUUCUUUCCCACCUUCCCCUGCCCAACAGGCUCAGGAGCUACCUGCAGUACCAAUGACAGGCACAACAACCAAACUGUCGGCCGAAAUGGGACAGGAAAGAAGUCCUUAACACAAAGAGCGCCUCCAUAAACUCUUCCUACCUUUAAUUUUAGCUUCCAGUCAAUGCAGUAAGCAAUUAAUUGAAAUUAGUCACAGAGUAGACAAUCUGUGUUGAGCUGGCUUGCAUCCCAUAUGUGACUGUGGACCCGGGUGAAUGUAAAGCAGGGGGUUUCUAAAAUAAGAGCUUGUAGGAUUAUCCUUGGCUGGAUAAACUGUGGUUAAAGAAAUCUAAUCAAAGUAUUAUUUGCAAUUCAGUUUUUGUCAUAUUUAGAAGAUGCUGUAAUAGUUGCAAUAGCUAUCAGACAGUGAUGCACUUUUAAAAUAUUAUGAUGUCAUAAAUGCACAAUAUGUGAAUGAGCAUUCAUUAUUUAGCAUUUGAUAUAUAAUGCACUGCACACUACUAGAUUAUUAAAUUGUUUUGAAAUCUGG
Messenger RNA from Morone saxatilis (striped sea-bass), 1700 nucleotides. RefSeq names its product ankyrin repeat and SOCS box containing 5a (gene asb5a). The record is from RefSeq and is a predicted model, not a curated record. The transcript has 7 exons. Gene Ontology annotation, molecular function: protein binding. Gene Ontology annotation, biological process: intracellular signal transduction; protein ubiquitination; positive regulation of protein catabolic process. Lineage: Eukaryota; Metazoa; Chordata; Actinopteri; Moronidae. The coding region runs from base 356 to 1228 and encodes 290 amino acids.